UGAACCGCGCUUAGAAACUGAAUACGUCGAUUUAUCGAAACGGUAUACAUAGGUUAUGUUCACAACAGGUGAUCGUACGCUUAAAUUAUUAUAAAUCUUUCUGAAUAACUAUACGUAUUUAAUCAAAAUUCAAGAUGGGAAUGCAUAAACAUGCUCAAUUUUUUGCUCGGACAGUUAUGGUUCACAAUAAUAAUAUAGAGAAAGCUUCUCGUUUGUUAAAUAAUAUAUUGUCAAAAGAAGGUAUUUUUGAACAAUAUAGACGUACUAGAUACUAUGAAAAACCUACCCAAACAAGAAGGAGGGUUAAUUUUGAAAUAUGUAAAGCUAUUUAUACUGAGGACAUGAAUAGAAAGGUUCGGUUUAUUUUAAGAAAAAACAGAAAAGAUCCAUAUCCUGGCUCUGACUAAGCUGUACUUAUGUUUUAAUUAAGUGUCUUGUAUAAUUCUAAAGUCAUCUGUAAGUUUGUAUACAUAUGAUAUAAUGGUAAAUAUCCUUACUUUAUGUGUAUUCUGUAUAACUGGUUAAAAGACGUUAAAUAAAUUACAAACCUACGUCGUCGGUAUGUCAGAAGCUGAUACACAAA
This is a messenger RNA of Bombus pyrosoma, 583 nucleotides long. RefSeq names its product 28S ribosomal protein S21, mitochondrial (gene mRpS21). The transcript is spliced from 2 exons. Gene Ontology annotation, biological process: translation. Gene Ontology annotation, molecular function: structural constituent of ribosome. The record is from RefSeq and is a predicted model, not a curated record. Bases 135 to 407 code for a protein of 90 amino acids. NCBI's taxonomy places the organism in Eukaryota, Metazoa, Arthropoda, Insecta, Hymenoptera, Apidae. Gene Ontology annotation, cellular component: ribosome.